CACAGCAAAGUGUCUGGGACUCCAUAGCAACCUGGAUUUACACACACAGGAGGAAAACAGGCAACUCCCUCCCUCACAGUAAUCCACUCCCUGUGUAUAGAGAUCACUGGGGCCCUCCAGGACCACCUACUCUGCACUGAUCUCCUAGUGUGAGCAUGCACUCUGACCCAUUACACUCAGCCAAGUGACAGCCCAGAGCACACUACACCUCUCACCAUGAGGCUAAAGAGACUGGCAGCUGAACCUCCAGGUAUAACAGAAGAUAAUUUUGAGGACUUCUUAGCAAUAGAUGACUUGCUUGUAGAGUACUUCAAUGAAUUCCUAAGUCUUCCUACCUUUGCUGAUGCAAUCAAGUUCAAUAAAACAUUUGGAAUUUUUGAAGUUACAAAUAAAGAGCCGGAGCGUCUCAUACAACAAAUGAAAGAAUUGUUACGGAAACACCAGCCUCCAGAUAACAUCUAUGCUGCUACCAGAAGUGUAACUGGUUUCAAAGCAAAGAAAUCCUCUAUCACCAACAUAAGUAUAGACAACAAAUACAAUGUUAUGUGCCUGAAUCGUGAGCAAGGAGUACAGUGGAUCAAGAGGGAAAGGGUACCUGCUUUUCUUAAAAGUGACUGCUAUUUUGAGUACAGGCUGGCCAAGCUAAUGUCACAAGUACAAGUGAAAAAUGUCGGUGAGAAGUUGUACGUUGACCCAAAGUACGAGCCGUGGGUACGCAGGAAAUUGAGAAGUGCUUCUCCACCCGAGGAGACAGAAGAUGAGGAAAUCAUGAGAAAGUUCUAUGUGUCUCUGGGUCAGGCCUCAUUUACUCAGACAAAGGAGUGGUUCACUAUGGCAAGACAAAGUGAGCUGACCGCAGUGAGAAAUUCCUUCAAUCGUCCAGUUGCCUGGGGAUCAGCAAGUAGCAGUGAAACAUUUCUCAGCACACAAAAUGGUAGUCAAGAUACGGAUGGGAAUUAUGAGGAAAGUAUAUCUAACAAACACAACUCAAGCCUUCACCAGAAGUUGCCUGUGACUCCAGAUAGGUUCGGUAGUGAUUCUAGAGACGAUGAAGAAUAUUCUGUAUCCAUAGCACCCUCUCCAUGUGCCACACCUGUUAGACUCCAUAUUGAGCCUAAAUGGAACAAAGGUAAUGACAGUAAAAAAGAGUCUAAAGACAAAUCAAAACUUUUGAAAGAUGGCCAAAGCCAAAAAGAGCCUGUCUUUCAAACACUAGACGAGUUUGUUCUUUUCUACACUGACCGUAUUACAAAAUCUGCAGUAUCAGAACUGAAUAGAGAGCCACGUGUGGUGACUACAGAGGACGUUGAUAUUCACACCUUAUCUCGGGUAACAGUCAUGGAUUCACCAAGUACGGAACCUGCUUCCAUUAGUUCCAGAAGCUCGGAAAUAAGCGUUGAAGAAGAGGACGCAGAAUCUGAGAUUGAUGAACGAGGCGUUCUGGCUAUCUCGACCCAUAAGAAAGGAAAUGUUCACAUCAACAGCCGAAGGGAGUUUGAAAGGUUUAAAGCUUUUCUUAAAGGAACCUCUGGAGAGAGACUCUUGUGGUUGUGGAUGGACAUUGAACGGCUGCAAGCAAUAAAAGACAUAAAAAGACAGCAGAGCCACCUUAACAAGAUGAAAAGAUUGUACCUGGAGACCACUGGAGAGCAUUAUGUUAAUGCCGAAGUGUUGCAAAAACUGGAGCUUUUUGAUACAAACCGGUGGAAAGUGAUGCAUCUACAAAAUGUCCAGACGGAGGUCGUGAAACCUCUUCUCCUGUACUGGGGACCUAGAUUUUGUCUGGCUGAUUCUUCCUUCGCUCAGAAUGUCGAUGCCGACCUUAAACUUUGGUAUGAUCGGCAGCUAAGGCCAAAAAGAGACGCGGACCCCUUUGCACAGACAGUGACACUGUUACCUUUAAGGCCAAAAACAUGUGUGCCAAAAAUCACUACCUCGGUUCCUCCACCGAUUGAAAGCGGUCCACCUGUACUCUCAACUAGAGUGUAUACGAGAGACUCUUCAGCUCGACAGAGACUGAUUUCUGCAAACUUGACACCCCAAAGAAGAUACAGUAGAAGUUUACCUGGAAGUGCAGUAUACAGCUCGGAUUCUGCUAAGAGAAGUGCUAGAGGCAGACCAGGAAGCACAACUCUGUCAUCCGGAGCCUCUGAUGUUGCCAAGGAAACCCCAGGUGCACUUCCUCUCUGUGAUGAAAAUGUUCUUAAAGACAUCCUUUUGAAGGAGUACACAGUGAGCAGUAUUGUUCUAAGGAGUUCAGAGAUGGAGGACAUGUUGCAAGCUCUGUAUCUAGAAAAUCGCGCAGGAUAUUUCUUCACCACCUUCUGUGAGCGAUCGGGGAACAAGAUAUGGGAGAACAGUGUCUACUUCUGGUUUGAUCUGCAAUCAUAUCGCCAUUUGUUUUACCAAGAAGCUCUGGAACCUUUUAGGCUGCGUAGACAGUCUCAGCUCAUUUUUGGCACUUACCUUGCUCCCUCUGCCUCAAUGGAUAUCGGUGCUGAGCAGAACAUAAAAAAAGACAUUUACCAGAAACUCGAUCCACCUUUUGAGGAUUUAUUCGACGCAGCUGAAGAAUACAUUCUCACACUUCUCCUCUCCGCUUGGAUUCAAAUGACUGAGUUAAACAGACAAGCCUACAGGAAGGUGGCGCUGGUUGAGGAGACACGACAGCUGGAUUCAGUGUACUAUCGAAAGCUGCGAGCUCUGCUCGAUGAGAGGGCUUCCAAGAAAGAUGAAGUUCAGGCUCCGAAAUCCAUUUUCUUACCUCCUCCUGACAUUCCCAGAGAGCCCAACCUGUGGGAUCAGGUUCCAGAGGAAUAUCGGAACUACAACCUUGGCACUUUAAUCCGACACAGAAUGGAGCUGGAACAUUUUCGGAAGUUUCUCGAUGACCAUUUUGCCAGUAUGGAUCUAAUGUGUUGGAUAGAUCUUGAGCAGUUCAGAAGAAUGCCACACAAAGAAAAGGAAAAACGGCACGAGAAAUCCGUAGAUAUAAAGAAUAAAUAUUUAAAUAAAAAGUACUUCUUUGGUCCAAACAGCCCCGCCACCAGGGAUCAGCAAGAGCAGGUCAUGCAGCUUGCUGGAGGUUGGGGAAAGCUCCUGCACGACAAACUAUCCCCAUCUGUUCUUGUGGAAAUACAGAAAUAUGUCAGAAUGCGGAUAGAGAGGAAAUGGCUUCCAAUGUUCCUUUCAACUGAGGAAUACAGAGAACGGCAAAAAGUACAGGCACAGAUGAAGGAUGUUGCAGAAGAUGUCGUAUUUCAGACAAACAAGAAGAAAAUUGGAGUAUGGAAGCACUUGGACAGUAAAUGGAUUUCUUCAUCCAAAGAGAUAAUUGCCUUCCGUAAAGCGCUAAUGAACCCAGUUACUGCCAGCCAGUUCCAACGUUUCAUAUCCCUUAAAGGGGAUUUUUUUGAGAAUGGGCUUCUUUUCUGGCAAGAAGUGCAGAGAUACAAGGAAUUGUGUCACUCCCACUGCGAUGAAUCUAUAAUUCAGAACAAAAUUACUGCGAUCAUCAAUUGCUUCAUCAACUCAUCAAUCCCUCCAGCCCUGCAGAUUGAUAUUCCACCCGAGCAAGCAGAGAAGAUCUUAGAAAGACGCAGAGAUUUAGGACCUUACGUGUUUCGUGAAGCACAGAUGACUAUCUUCAGUAUUAUGUUCAAAUACUGGCCCGAGUUUUGUGAAUUUCGCAGUAACUUGGCAGACGAGAAGAUUCUACCUUUUCUCGAGCGAAAGAAGAAUAAAAAAAUGGAACAGUUGAAAAGAAAACUUAAAGCAGAAGAGAUGCUUGCCAAGAAACAACUGGAAGAUUCCAAAAGGAAAGAGAGUAUCUCGGAAUUGUAUGGUGACAACGAGAGCAGUUAUAGUGAAGAUGUAAUCCCCGGGCAAGAGGGAUAUGGACGCAGCAGAAAUGUUUCUUGGACUUAUUCAAAAUAUUUGGAAGGUUUGGAGCAAGAAUUGAUGCUUCUAAAAAUGCAGCAAGACUUAGAAAAGAAAACUGGAUCUUUCUCCUCAUCAGAUAAUGCAUCGAUCUACAGUUUGAAAUCUGAAGCUUCUCGGCGAACAGGCAAGUCUGGUUACACGGAAAGAGUGACAUCAGCUGUGGCAAGGCGGUUUAUUUGACGAGUUAUGCAUCUCAAGCAUUUUGACGUUGUGAAGCAAGAUUGUGUUUCAUUAAACAUCCUACAUUUUCGUGGUUAUUUUGCAUCCAGAUUUGAAAGUUUCUGAAUUUCUGUUUAGAUUGUUGAAUUAUUUUCUUGCCUUUCAAUGAUAGAAUGUUUUUAAUACUGGAAUCGUCAAAGAACUAUUUGUUAAGUUAUGUGAAGUUUAUUCACUGAACACUGUACUGCAGGGAAUUCUACAAUUUAGACUAAAUUAGCCAAGAUGUGACUAUAGCCAAAAGGGUUUGAGGGGGGAGAAAGGGGUAGCUAUUUUGGCCUAAGU
Molecule: messenger RNA, 4443 nt
Organism: Pelobates fuscus (common spadefoot toad)
Lineage: Eukaryota; Metazoa; Chordata; Amphibia; Anura; Pelobatidae
Gene: RGS22
Product: regulator of G protein signaling 22
Exons: 27
Coding region: 217-4122 (1301 amino acids)
Biological process (GO): regulation of signal transduction
Cellular component (GO): nucleus; cytoplasm
Molecular function (GO): G-protein alpha-subunit binding
Source: RefSeq, a predicted model, not a curated record